Chelonia mydas (Green sea turtle) is the source of this 2594-nucleotide messenger RNA. It is a transcript of the gene DCDC2C, whose product is annotated as doublecortin domain containing 2C. Gene Ontology annotation, biological process: intracellular signal transduction. Lineage: Eukaryota; Metazoa; Chordata; Testudines; Cheloniidae. The transcript is spliced from 13 exons. The coding region runs from base 5 to 1279 and encodes 424 amino acids. Gene Ontology annotation, cellular component: microtubule organizing center; microtubule. The record is from RefSeq and is a predicted model, not a curated record.
GGCCAUGGUGCCAUCGCCACGCCCCCGGGCCAGCUACAGCCUGACAGGGGUGAGCCCGGCCAGCACGGUGCUGGUGUACCGCAACGGGGACCCCUUCUUUUCGGGCAGGAAGUUCGUGAUCAACCAUCGCUACGUGAAGACUUUCGAGGCGCUGAUCACCCUGCUGAACGAAGGGGUGGAGGUGCCCUUUGGGGUGAGGACCCUGUACACCCCCCAGGAAGGGCACCGCCUCCGCAACCUGUCCGACCUAAAGCAGGGCGGCAAAUACGUGGCCGCCGGGCGGGAAAAGUUUAAAAAACUGGAUUAUAUUCAUAUAAGCAUAAAAAAACCACAAAGACGACGGAAGGCAGUGGUGAUUAAACCAGUAGUUCAUAGUAAAAUACGUGUGCCUUCCAGGUGGCAACUGAUCUAUAAUAAGCCACGUAAUAUCAAUGUUUUCACAAAUGGAGAUAUGCUUAAACCACCUGUGAAAUUUAUCAUACCCAGGUUUACUUUGAAAAGCUGGAAUUGCGUCCUUGCACUAAUAAAUGAAAAAAUCUUUCUUCGCUGCGGUGGUGUUCAUAGCCUGUACACAUUGGAUGGUCAUGCUGUACAUGACUCAGAUGGCUUAGAAGAUGAUCAUUAUUAUGUUGCAGUGGGCAAAGAAAAGUUUAAAUCUUUGCCAUACUGGCGUUCUUCUAGAGUUUCACCAGAAGUUCAGCGCAGAUAUGGUGAGUCUCCAAAAAGGCCCAGAAAGAAAAAGGCAAGAUCAGAGAAACACAGUGCAAGUCAACCUUCAUGUAAACAUUCAGCAAAAUCACAGAAAAGUCCCAAACCAGUAGAUGGAAAAGCACAUUCAGUUUUUUAUGCCAAAGAAAGCAAAGAAGUCAAGAAGGCAAGACCUGAAAGGACUACACCCCUGGGAUCUGAUAAGGCACCAAGUAUUUUUAAAGCUGGUAAACCCCGGGGAGAAGUUCAAGGGGCAGCAGAGGUACAAGAAGACAAAAAUCUGAAAGUGGAAAUGCCUAUUGAUCAGGUUCCAGCUCAGAUUGUCCAAGAAGAAGAAAUUGUGGCACCUGCCAGUACUCGUGCUGAUGAGGUUGAGGAAGAUGACAGUCCCUAUGAGGAUAUUGAAAAAAAGGAAAAAAAGAAAGAAUGGAGCUUCAAAAAUAUGUUUGGAUUCUUUCUCAAAAAGCCUGAAGAAUCUAAAGACAAAGAGGGAGAAUCCGAACAAAACCAGUCUGCAGAGGAACCCAUACCAGAAGAAAUUAAUGAAAAAAAAAGGAACAUAAAGAGAUGAUUUCAAAUGUCAUGUUGUGCUAUAGAGGAUUUUAAUGAUGCAGGCCAGGAUGUAGUUUGCAACUCAUGAAAUAUCAUGCUUACUACAGGGGACUAUCUUCCACACCAUCAGUUAAGACAUAAAGUUCCUCAUAAAGAAACAAAUAAAUUCCUCCAUCUUUCUUGCACAAUUAGAAGUGUAAACCUUUAGUGAGUGGUUAUGUGGUCUUUACUCAUUCAUUGGGUAUGUAUACAUGCUUCCUAUUAAGCCUUGGCUAGUACGUUUGAGAAUGAAGGAGUUUAAUUAGUGACUACCAAGUACUGCAAUCUUUACUAUACAUGUUGUUGAUGAUUAAUUCUUUUUGUAAUUUUCUGAUGAGUUAUUUCUCUGUUUCUGCCUAAUCAGCAGGCAUACUGCGAAAUAUAAUUGCACUUGCAAGAAUAUUACCGUCUCAUAAGAUGAAUAUGUUUGAUGAUUAAAUUAGGUAGAAUAAAGUAAUAACAGUCACAUACUCAAGGAGAAUGACAUGCUGAUCCUUUGCUUUGGUUUGAUGACCUUUAUAAAAAACAGAAUAGCAUUUUAGAAACGCUCCAAUCUAUUUCAAGUCAGUCCCAACAUAACAAGGAAAUGUAAAGAAUCCUCAAUAAGCCAUAUGCUUUUGGAAAAUGAAGGAAUUUCUCCUCAGUUAAAUUAAAAAUACCAGCCUUGAUCUGAGGUCAACAUGACAUAAAUCACUGAGGUAGCAAAAAAUUCUCAAACCUGAUAAGAAAACAUAUUUGCUGCUAAAUUUAAUUACUAACCUUGAUCAGAAAUGUGCUUGCAGCUAGCAUUCAUAUCAGGAGGAGACAGACUUCUGUGCAAACAAAAUGAAAUAUCUGUUGUUUCCUGCAUAUAAAAUAAAUCCUUUCCUACCCACAUUUUCCCUAAUGAUAAGCACCAGUUUUUAGCCAUAUCUUUACACAAUGUAGUAUUCAUGAACUCGUAACUGUUCUUCCAUGAAAUACAAAUGUUUGAUGUAGGGCCAGCGCAAUUCUGAUUGAGAACUAACAUGCAGGAGACGAAAGAUUUGGAACAACUUAGCAAUGUUACUCCUUGAGCUGUCUGUGACUAAGGCCCUGAUUCAGGACAGUACUUCAGCACAUGCUCAUGUGCUGUCCUGAAUCGUGCUUUCCUGAAUCAUGGCCUAUAUGCUUAGUGUUUGGAGAACAGAGUGAGAGAAUAUGUAUUCACACCCAGAAGGAAAAACCUGGUGCUCCCCUGUCAUUUUGUUUGUAUCCAUGUAUUCGUAAAAAGAAAAGGAGUACUUGUGGCACCUUAGAGACUAACCAGUUUAUUU